GAGCGGACACCAGAAGUGCUGUGAGUGAAUUGACAUGAUUCCUUAACGUGGAGCAAAGAACGCUGGACUUAGAGAGGACAGUGGCCGAAGCCGAAGAAAGAAACGCGAGCCAGGAACGCUGGAAAACGCAAGCACAUGGGCAGAGCAGGAGAUGAGCGCUCGAGUUCAGACUCCAUCCAAAGCUGAAGGAAGAGAGUUAGGGUGGUCAUUCGCGGAGUGGCCGAUGGAAGGAGGACUGGAAAAAUGCUGCAUUCGGUAGCGUGAGGAGGAGGAGAAGGAGGACGAGGUGCCUGUACCUUUUUUUUUCAGAUAAAGGCACUGGGAUAAGAAAAGAAAGGUGGAAAUGUCGGGGACUGGGGGUCCAAAGAUCAAGGCUUCAGCAGCGCGUGCGCACACCCGGAAGGCAGUACCCAAGACCUCCAGUUCCUCGAGCCUCGGUUUGGUGGUACUUUCUGCGACAUUUGCACUUUUGUCUUGGCUAUGCUACAGAAAUAUACAACCUCCUCCCCCUAAGAUAUGUGGUACUCCAAACGGACCACCGGUAACUGCACCUCGUAUUCAACUAAGCGACGGUCGGUACCUUGCUUAUAAAGAAUUUGGAGUGCCACGGAACGAGGCCAAGUACAAAAUCAUUGCUGUUCAUGGAUAUGGAGGAUCUCGAAACGCCCUCUUGGGAGGUCUCACAGAUGACGUUGUCGAUGAACUCAGCAUCUACGUGGUAGGCUAUGAUCGGGCUGGGUAUGGUCAGAGUACACCUAACCCAGGCCGAAAUUUGAAGUCUGAGGCCUUUGAUGUUCAGGAACUUGCCGAUGGUCUUCAGCUUGGACCAACAUUUUAUGUAGCGUGUACCUCGAUUGGAGGUUAUACUGGUUAUUCUCUUCUGAAGUAUCUUCCCCACAGAUUGGCUGGAUUGGUAAUGUUCGCUCCCGUGACUAAUUUUUGGUGGCCCGGGAUUCCUCCGGAGGAUGCUAGUAAAGCCUGGAAAACACAGUACAUAGGUGAUCGCCUUGCACUUUCUGUCGCCCACCAUGCACCAUGGUUGUUGUACUGGUACAUGACCCAGAAAUGGCUUCCCACAUCUUCUACUGUGAGCAUGGAACGUUCAAGACUAGCUGAAUACGAUCAAAAUAUCAUCAGCGGGUAUUAUGCCCAGGUUCACGCAGAGAACCCCCUUGAGCCGACUCAACAAGGUAGAGCAGAAUCUCAGCAUCGAGACAUGAAGGUUAUGUUUGGCAAAUGGGAAUUUGAUCCCGGUACUUUGGAGAAUCCUUUCGUCAAUUCAUCUACAAGAGUUGAUAUCUGGCAAGGAGAUAACGAUUACUUGGUACCAGUUACACUCCAACGAUAUAUCCAUCGCUCUCUUCCGUGGGUACAUUACCAUGAAGUUCCUGGCGAGGGACAUGCUCUACUCGGAGUUCCAGGUCUUGCAGAUAUUAUGGUCAAGACCAUGCUCAUAGGACCUUGAAAAAGUCUUCGAUGACAGCUUCUAGCCCAUAUGUAUUGCAUUACUCGUGUACAUUGUAUGAUUUGCAGGUCAGUACGAUAAUUAUAUCUCCGAAGGUGUAGGAGGGCCACUUUAGAGGUCCUAAUUGAACGAGAUUUUUCUCAAGGAAUUGUAGUACAUGUAAUGAUUUUCUCGUUGGCGCCAAAAUAAUUUGUCCGU
This is a messenger RNA of Marchantia polymorpha subsp. ruderalis, 1663 nucleotides long. Lineage: Eukaryota; Viridiplantae; Streptophyta; Marchantiopsida; Marchantiales; Marchantiaceae. The record is from the annotation of a GenBank genome assembly.